Molecule: messenger RNA, 1134 nt
Organism: Pelagomonas calceolata
Lineage: Eukaryota; Pelagophyceae; Pelagomonadales; Pelagomonadaceae
Source: the annotation of a GenBank genome assembly
CCGGUUCACAUCUGUAAAACCCGUUUUCCCAGUGGUCGUGUGGGUGUGAGUACUCGGCCAGCGGUCACUACUGGGUUUGACUCGCCCGCCACUUAGCUAUGGACGUGUCAUCUAUUGACCUGUCGGCUGCGGUACGACAAGCGUACCGCGAGUCAAGAGAUUCGGGAGCUCACCCUGGGAUGCCUCCGCUAGGCAGGAACCCAAGCGAGCUGGUGCGCGCUUAUGAGGCGGGCGAGGACCGUACAGAACUUCUGCGCGAAGCAAGGUAUCUGUCAUCGAUAGCGGCACCCUUAAGACCGCUGGUGCAGCGAUUAUUCUUGAGCCGCGCGGGCGACACGGUUCGCAUCAACGCGCACAUGGGCGAACGACCUCUUCUUUAUGAACACACGGUUGGGCAAAUCGCUGGGCGGGGAUAUGCAAAUCGGUUGUGCGAUGGUGGGCCAGGUGAAAUAAUUCUCACCUUGAUAGUGUUCGACGACGAGGCCGCCCUAGUAUGCUCGCGGCCUGGGUCCUAUGGGGCAACCAUCAUAAAUUACCAGCGCUCGGUGGCGUUUGAGGAACACUUGUUUGCGCGUGAUGAUGAUAAAGCAAAUCUAGUGCCGUGGGAAAGUUUCGCGCCGCUGCCCACUCGGGUGACUGUCAUCCUUGAUGAUACUGCCAGCGGUCAUCAGCACCGGAUGACUCACAUCGAAAAAAUGUCAGAAUUUACCAAAGGGCUCUGUCGCGUUUUAGAAGGGCGGCGCGUUGUUGCCCUGUCGAAUUCCAGUCGCUGUGUCCACCCGCCGUACACUGUCGGGGAGGAUCGACUUCAAUUAUCGAAGAUGGUGCCUAUACAAUGCGGAGAUUUCGAGGACCCUGAGGCCCUGGCUGUUUUUGGAGAGUGUGUGAAGACGUGUUACAGUGACUGGUGGGAAUCCGUUCGGCACGGUCCCUUCCCGCCCCCGUUCUCGCUCACGCGCGCGCACCGCCGGACCGUCCGCGGCCCGCACAUUGUAAUGCGGGCGCUUCUGGAGAGGCGUCGCGCGAUGCUCGGAAAAGAUGCGCUGUUCGUGAUCUACAACCUAUACCGCCGGAUGCCCGAUCCGAUGUUCCGAGUUAUCCUAUCCUUCCUAUGAUGAGGAGCGUAAAUACAUA